AUGACAAAAUAUGAGCUGAAGAUGCAGUACUUUGACGAAUGGAUGAUUCGCUGGCGCAAGUUCCAAACCGAAUCGGAUUGGGAAAUUGAAAAGGGCCGUCAGUGGUGGCGCCGAUUCAACAUGGCAGUAUCCGGUGCAUUGUUUUGUGGUCUUGUGCUUUACACAUCGGGAACAGCGACGCUGAAACGGCAGUACGGCCUCCCACACUUCUUCGAUAUCGGAGUGGACGGUCAAGCAAAGGAAACAAUGCUGAAAACUCUCACCUCCCGCUGGCGUUACACACCACAGGGUUAUGGCCGAGUGCUGAUUACCGGCGUACCGACGUAUAUCCUCUUCGUGUCUUUGGAACAUUACCGCGAGCGACGCCGCAUGCAGCAAUACUUGCAGCAGAACACGGUUUUUGGUGAGCAGAUGCGGCGGUUGCUCAGUACUGGAAAGAUUGAGGAGUACCUUCCAGUUAACAUCAAAGCCACUUUACCAGCUUCUCAGCAGGCCAUCUACAAUUAUUAG
Messenger RNA from Trypanosoma brucei brucei TREU927, 510 nucleotides. RefSeq lists its product as hypothetical. NCBI's taxonomy places the organism in Eukaryota, Euglenozoa, Kinetoplastea, Trypanosomatida, Trypanosomatidae. The record is from RefSeq and is a predicted model, not a curated record. The transcript has a single exon. Bases 1 to 510 code for a protein of 169 amino acids.